Messenger RNA from Mugil cephalus (flathead mullet), 4925 nucleotides. It is a transcript of the gene recql4, whose product is annotated as RecQ helicase-like 4. NCBI's taxonomy places the organism in Eukaryota, Metazoa, Chordata, Actinopteri, Mugiliformes, Mugilidae. The transcript has 28 exons. The record is from RefSeq and is a predicted model, not a curated record. The coding region runs from base 122 to 4831 and encodes 1569 amino acids. Gene Ontology annotation, biological process: double-strand break repair via homologous recombination; telomere maintenance; DNA replication. Gene Ontology annotation, molecular function: ATP binding; 3'-5' DNA helicase activity; four-way junction helicase activity. Gene Ontology annotation, cellular component: nucleus; cytoplasm; chromosome.
GGGAAACUCGUAAACAGUACACGGCUAAACAGCUUUCGUUCAUAAUGGGAGCUCAUUCGAGUCAUUUAAGUUGUUAGCGUUAAGUUUUUAUAGAGUCAAAUCGCUGAGCUCAACUGCUGACAUGGAUCGCUACAACGAGGUGAAACUUCAGCUGAAAACCUGGGAGCAGGGAUUUCUCAAAGAGCACCAGAGGAAACCUAACAAGGAGGACAUUGAUCAGGCUCCCGAAGACACUAGGAGGCUGUAUAAAGAGUACCGCAGUUUGAAACAAGCCAAAGAGAACAGCAGCAGUGAGGCAGACAGUGGUCACGCUCAGGCUACUGCCCAGAAGGACUCAGACUGUUGGGGUGCCCACUUGAAUCGCAGUGCAUUGCCGGUGGCUUCUCCCAGGCUGACAGCCCAGGACAAAGACAAUCUGAAGGCUUCUUCCCAAUAUUAUGGAAUAAAGCUUAAACACAACCUGGCUACUCUCAGUAAGGAGAGACCGGUCUCAUUGAAGAAAUCGUACCUUCCUGGUCGACUGCCUCUAAACUCCUUAAAAGAUGGACAAGCUACCCCGAUAAAAAGCCCCAGUUUGAGUGCUGGCAGUUUAAAGUCCACAGCCGCUGUGCUCGAAUUCAGCCCCUUUUCUCCAAGACGAACUAAACCGUGUCUGGGUUCCUCGUCUUCAAAGACUUUCCAACCCGUGGAGUCUGAAGAGCCGUUUGAACCAUUUGAACCUGUCAGACUUUCUAGUGAUGAACCCGCAGAUGCCGCUAGUAUUUGCACCACGAGCAGUAGUAGUAAUGACAAUGGUUUAAUUAGUAAAGAUGGUCACUCACGUUUUAGUGCAUCCACUGAAGCUCCUUCUACAGCCACAACCCCUGGCCGUUUGUCAAGUUUAUCUCCUCCGUGCACUGUAGGGACUUCAAAAGGAGUUGUUGGAGACAAAAAAGAAAAUGGUGAAAUAUUACAGACUCAAGGUACAGACUCUGAAGGUGCUGGAACUGAAGUUGACAUGAAAGGGACCCCACAUUUUAUUGGAGGUUUCAGAGGAGGAAUUGUAGGCAGAGGCUUGGGAGGAAGGCCGUCACCUGCCAGCAGACUGAAUUUUCUUGACAGGAAGUGGCUAGAGAGAUGUCAGGUGUUUGGAGAGAUGGGAGCUGAGGAGAAGCCAGUAUCAGGCAACAAGGAGAUUAUUGUGGAGAAAAGAGAAAAUGUUCAAGAAACUGGAGGGAAAAUGCAAAAGGGUGAAAGAGCAGGAAAAGAAGAAACAGAUAUGGAGAGUGAAAGAAACCAGUUGCUUGACUUGGGGAGAGAUGAAAUAAUCACGAGUGACACAAUGAUCUCUGAUGAUGCGCCCAAAUCUGCUCAACAAAAAGCCGCUGGAAAAGGCAAAGGAGGGAGGAGAGGGGGAGAGAAAAGGAAGAAAGGUGAGGAAAUCGAGAAGAAGACAGAUGCAGAACCAGAAAAUGACGUCACGAUCAGUCCCAAACCCAAAGGUACAAAGAAGAGGAGGAAGAGGCAGAGAGAGGAGGAUGACAUGGACGGAGAUGCUACAGAAGAAGGAGGGGUAAAAAAGAGGCGGAGGAAUGUUAAAAAGAAAGAGGGGGACUCUGAAGUUAACUCCAGCCCGGCUAAUGGAGGGAAGAAAAAGAGAAGCAAGAAAAAAGGAGGAGAAGAUGGAGAGGGCGAAGAGGAGAAAGAAGCCAGUGUACCAAAAAAAGUGCCCCAAGAGAACUUGUUCGGAGAUCUGGAGGGAGAAUUUGUACCUAACAAAAUGUAUCGCACAGAGUCGGCCAGAGCCAGAGUAAUGAAAGGAGCAGAGGGCAACUUUGUGAAGAUAAAUCUGAAAAAGAAAUCUCACGUCAAAGGAUAUGCUCUAAGAGGGAUGGCGCUACGCAAACAGUUAUACAUGCAGAAGUUCCAGCUGAAAGGAGAGCGCUUCGGAGGAGGAGGGGGCUUUCUGGGCAGAGGAAGGAGGGGAGGGUUUAGAGGGGGGAUGAGCCGUCAGGGCGACACCUGCUACAAGUGUGGAGGGACCGGCCACUGGGCCAUCGACUGCAAGGGACGAGCUCCUCCGCCUCCUGUUCUCAUGGACACGCCCGUUGAAGAGGAGCCUUUUGAGCUGCCCACCCUGGAGGAUGUUGCCAGGGCAACGGGAACGCUGAAACCUCAGACACUGGCGGCUCCUCCCGGUAUCGGAGAAGAUCAGGAAAAGGAAAACAUGGACCAGAAAGAUGAGGUGUUGCUGAACGUUAUCCGUCCUGACUAUGAACGUCCUCCUCCUCCUCCGCCCAUGGAGCCACUUUAUCACCUCAGCGACGAUGGGAAGGUCCAGGAAACACCGGAUGAAGUCUACGCUGCUCUGAAAAACCUUGGCUAUCAGUCAUUCAGAGCUGGGCAGGAGGAAGCCAUCAUGAGGAUCCUGUCAGGGCUCUCUACUCUUGUUGUGUUGUCGACUGGGAUGGGAAAAUCGCUGUGCUACCAGCUCCCAGCUUACCUCUACGCUCAGCGAUCAAAAUGCAUCACUUUGGUCAUUUCCCCUCUUGUUUCUCUAAUGGACGACCAGCUGUCAGGCCUGCCAGCCACUCUGAAAGCUGCCUGUAUCCACUCCAACAUGACGAGGAAACAGAGAGAAGCAGUCAUAGAGAAGGUGAAGUCAGGCCAGGUGUGUUUGCUGCUGCUCUCUCCAGAGGCCCUGGUUGGUGGAGGAGGUUCAGGUUCAGGGUGUCUGCCCUCUGCUCAGGAGCUCCCCCCUGUGGCCUUUGCGUGCAUAGACGAAGCCCACUGCGUGUCGGAGUGGUCGCACAACUUCAGACCCUGCUACCUAAGGCUCUGCAAGGUGCUGCGGGAGCGACUGGGCGUGCGGUGCCUGCUAGGACUCACGGCCACAGCCACACUUUCCACUGCUCUGGACAUCGCACAUCAUCUGAACAUCCACGACGAGGACGGCAUUGCUGUCAGAUCUGCAGCCGUGCCUCCAAACCUGAACCUGUCUGUGUCCAUGGACAGAGAAAAGGAUCAGGCUUUAGUCUCCUUGCUGAAAGGUGAUCGUUUUGGUUGUCUGGACUCCAUUAUUGUCUACUGCACCAGAAGAGAGGAGACGACUCGCGUGGCAGCUUUGCUCAGGACCUGCCUGCAGGGCGUCCUGUUGAAAGAAAACAAGCACGCCAGCGGCAACAGCCAGCCACAGAACAACCCUAUAGGACAGAGAAAGAAAGAACUGGCUCGGAAGAAGAUCCGCAAACCGUUGAAAUGGAUGGCUGAGUCCUACCACGCCGGCCUGUCGGGGUCAGAGCGCAGACGCGUCCAGAACAACUUCAUGUGCGGGGAGCUCAGAGUCGUCGUGGCCACUGUGGCGUUCGGCAUGGGCCUGGAUAAAUCUGACGUCAGGGGCAUCAUCCACUACAACAUGCCCAAGAGCUUUGAGAGCUACGUCCAAGAAAUCGGGAGAGCAGGGAGAGACGGAGAACCAGCUCACUGUCACCUCUUCCUGGACCCAGAGGGCUGCGAUCUCCACGAGCUCCGUCGCCAUAUCUAUGCAGACACAGUGGACUACUACACGGUAAAGAGACUGGUCCAGAAAGUCUUCCCAGCAUGCAAGUGUAAACAGAUACACCAGAAACAACAGGAGCUCAUCAAGGAUGUUGAAGACUCGGAGCUGUUGGAUGUGAUGGAUGUGUACGAUCAGAACCCUCCUUCUCCGCAAGAAGUUGCACCUGCAGACAAAUCAGAAGCCACUGCUGCACAGUCCAAGGAGGUGUCAGAUUCAGCCGAGCCGUGCCUCCAGGAAGACGUGGAUGGAGGAAAGGUGAAGGACGAGGAGAAGGAGAAGGAAGAAGACCAGACGGUUAAAGACGAGGAAGCUGACUGGCAGAGGGACCGGGCGGUGGAGGACAGCGAUUGGCCCAAAGAGCGAGUGUGUCACACACACGAGAGAGCGAUCCCCAUCCAAGAAACCGUGGAGGCUCUGGACAUCACAGAGGAAGGCGUGGAAACACUGCUCUGCUAUCUGGAGCUGCAUCCACAGCGCUUUGUGGAGCUUCUCCACCCGACCCUGUCUGUGUGUAAAGUCAGCUGCUACGAUGGACCGAGGCAGCUCCGGAAAAUCACUAAAAUUUGCCCCCCGAUUGCCGUAGUGUUGGCCAGGAGGCGGAUGGCCGGCGAGCGGGUGGAGGCGUGCGAUCAGGUGGAGUUUGAUGUUGUCGAGGUGGCGGACACUAUGGGAUGGCAGCUUCCUCUCGUGAAGAGAGGACUUAGGCAGCUGCAGUGGAGCACUGGCACAGCCGGCGGACGUAGCGGCGUUCUCGUCGAAUUCUCCUCCCCGUCCUUCUACUUCCGUUCCUUCGGCGACCUGAGCGAUGAGGAGAUGGACAGAGUUUGUCGCUUCCUCCAUAAUCGUGUGCAGGACCAAGAGAGGACGCAGCUCUUCCAGCUGACGUCCUCCUUUAAAGCCUUCAAGAGUGUCGCCUUCCAGAGUGUGUUGUCCUGCCUGGACGACUUGGACGAGAGUCGCAGUUUGCAGCUGAAGAGCCUCCUCUCUGAGUACUUUGACAAGAGGCGAGACAGAGACCACGCGCUCAAACCGGUGGACCUGGAGGAGCUCAACAAAUAUAAGAUGUUGGACUGGGAGAACCAGAUCAGAGCCGACAUCAGAAAUUUUCUUGCCAACCGAAGUGACGAGAAGUUUUCUGGAAGAGCUGUUGCUCGAAUCUUGCACGGCAUAGGUAGUCCCUGUUAUCCGGCUCAAACUUAUGGCAAAGACCGACGUUACUGGAGGAAAUACAUCCAGUUUGACUUCAACCAGCUCAUCAGACUGGCCACUCAGGAGAUCAUCCGCUUCAAGUGACCCACCCAAACAGGCACUAACUUUGCUAGAAAGUGUAUAUAUAUAUAUUUUUUUUUUUAAUAUUAUAUUCCACUAUGUUGAACUAUUUAACUGA